Messenger RNA from Callithrix jacchus (white-tufted-ear marmoset), 561 nucleotides. RefSeq names its product profilin 3 (gene PFN3). The record is from RefSeq and is a predicted model, not a curated record. Lineage: Eukaryota; Metazoa; Chordata; Mammalia; Primates; Cebidae. Gene Ontology annotation, cellular component: cytoplasm. Gene Ontology annotation, biological process: actin cytoskeleton organization; regulation of actin filament polymerization; positive regulation of actin filament bundle assembly. Gene Ontology annotation, molecular function: actin binding.
AGCGUCACAGCACCGCAGGUAUUCUUGGCGCGGAGCCUCCACACAGCACAGAGAAGCGCGAGGUCGGGGGACGCACUCGGAGCACGAUGGGCGACUGGAAGGGUUACAUCAGCGCAGUGCUGCGGGACCAACGCAUCGACGACGUGGCCAUCGUGGGCCAUGCGGACAACCGCUGCGUGUGGGCUUCGCGGCCCGGGGGCCUGCUGGCUGCCAUCUCGCCGCAGGAGGUGGGCGUGCUCACCGGGCCCGACCGGCGCACCUUCCUGCAGGCGGGCCUGAGCGUGGGGGGCCGCCGCUGCUGCGUCAUCCGCGACCACCUGCUAGCUGAGGGCGACGGCGUGCUGGACGCGCGCACCAAUGGGCUGGACGCGCGCGCCGUGUGCGUAGGCCACGCGCCGCGCGCGCUCCUGGUGCUCAUGGGUCGACGCGGCGUCCACGGGGGCAUCCUCAACAAGACGGCGCACGAGCUCAUCCGCGGGCUGCGCAUGCAGGGCGCCUAGCCUGGCAGUCCAGGCCGCCCAUGGGUAGCCCGGUAGCGCGGGCCAAAUAAACUGUGACCUG